Jaculus jaculus (lesser Egyptian jerboa) is the source of this 3062-nucleotide messenger RNA. RefSeq names its product leukocyte receptor tyrosine kinase (gene Ltk). Gene Ontology annotation, cellular component: signaling receptor complex; membrane. Bases 119 to 2692 code for a protein of 857 amino acids. NCBI's taxonomy places the organism in Eukaryota, Metazoa, Chordata, Mammalia, Rodentia, Dipodidae. The record is from RefSeq and is a predicted model, not a curated record. Gene Ontology annotation, molecular function: ATP binding; transmembrane receptor protein tyrosine kinase activity. The transcript is spliced from 20 exons. Gene Ontology annotation, biological process: regulation of cell population proliferation; positive regulation of kinase activity; multicellular organism development.
GCCAGGCAGACGCAGCGGGGAUGUUCCGAGGACCGCUGGACAUUCCUGUAGGACACAGCCAGGGCCGCACUUGCUAGUUCAGAGCUGCGGACCUCACCUAGCACGGACUGAACGGACGAUGGGCUGCUGGGACCCGCUGCUGCUGUGGCUAGGAGCUGCUGGAGCCGUUCUUUGCUCCAGCUCCGGGUCCCAGACGCCCUUUCUGCCAUCCUCGCCUUUGCUGAAGCCAGUCCGCGCUCCGAAAGUCACCACCACGCCUAGCGGGUGGGAGCCAGCCUCCCGCCCAAAUCCUCUAGGUAUGGAAGGGCCAUGGCUGUUCAAUACCUGUGGAGCCAGCGGCCGGCAGGGCCCCACACAAACUCAGUGUGACGCGGCCUAUGCCGGGAGCAGCGUGGCGGUGAUGGUGGGCGUCGGGCCGCUGAGGGGCGUGCAGAUGUGGCGGGCGCCUGGCAGCGGCUUGUACCUCAUCUCGGCGUACGGGGCUGCGGGCGGCCAAGGCGCCCGGAACCACCUGUCGCGGGCGCACGGCGUCUUCCUCUCGGCCGUCUUCGCCCUCCGCGGCGGGGAGCCGCUCUACAUUGUCGUGGGCCAGCGGGGCGAGGACGCCUGCCCCGGGGGGAGCCCCGAGAGCCGACUCGUCUGCCUGGGAGAGCCUCGGGCUGCCGAAGCGCGCGUGGCCGCGACCCAGAGCGUCGCGGGCUGGCCUCGCCCGGCGGGAGGCGGCGGGGGCGGCGGGGGCGCCACCUACGUCUUCCGGCCGCGCGACGGCCUGCUGGAGCCGCUGCUGGUGGCGGCGGGAGGUGGCGGUCGCGCCUACUUGAGUCGGAAAGACCGACGCUGGGCUCUGGCUGCCCGCGAGAAACUCGAGAACCGCUCGGCCGCGCCCGGGAGCGGCGGGAGAGGAGGGGCGGCAGGUGGCGGGGGCGGCUGGACGUCGCGGGCCCCCUCUCCGCAGGCGGGCCGCUCACCGCAGGAGGGGGCCGAGGGCGGCCGGGGCUGCGCGGAGGCCUGGGCUGCGGUCGGCUGGGCAGCGGCCGGCGGCUUCGGGGGCGGCGGCGGGGCAUGCUCUGCGGGAGGCGGCGGCGGCGGCUACCGGGGGGGUGAUACUUCUGAGACUGACCUCCUCUGGGCUGAUGGGGAAGAUGGGGUAUCCUUCAUACACCCCAGCAGUGAGCUCUACCUGCAGCCUUUGGCAGUUACAGAGAGCCAUGGAGAGGUGGAGAUCCGAAGGCACCCCAAUUGCAGUCAUUGCCCCUUGAAAGACUGCCAGUGGCAGGCAGACCUCCAGUUUGCUCAAUGCAUAUGCCCAGAGGGCAUGGAGCUGGCUAUGGAUAAAAUCACUUGCAUGGACCUGCCCACAACUACAAGCUCUCUGGUCCUAAUGGUGGCCAUGGUGGGAGCCUUGAUACUGAGUCUCCCUGUGGUGUGUGCGAUCCUGAUUCUAGUGUACCAGAAGUGGCAGGGCCUACCGGGAACCAGGCUGCCAGGCCCUGAGCUUGAGUUGAGCAAACUUCAAACCUCUGCGAUCCAGACAGCCCCCAAUCCUUAUUACUGUCAGGUGGGGCUUGGCCCAGCCCAGUCCUGGUCUCUGCCCCCAGGGCUCACUGAGGUUUCCCCAGCCAAUGUCACUCUGCUCAGAGCUCUGGGCCAUGGUGCCUUUGGUGAGGUGUAUGAGGGAAUGGUAAUUGGUCUUCCUGGGGACCCCAGCCCUCUUCAGGUGGCUAUCAAGACCCUGCCAGAGCUCUGCUCCUAUCAGGAUGAGCUGGACUUCCUCAUGGAGGCACUCAUUAUCAGCAAGUUCAGCCAUCAGAACAUUGUACGUUGUAUGGGGCUCAGCUUCCGAGCUGCCCCUCGCCUCAUUCUGCUGGAGCUGAUGUCUGGAGGGGACAUGAAGAGUUUUCUGAGGCAUAGCCGGCCACACCUGGGCCAGCCAUCACCUCUGGCUAUGCAGGACCUGCUGCAGUUGGCCCAGGACAUAGCCCAAGGCUGCCACUACCUAGAGGAAAACCACUUUAUCCACAGAGACAUUGCUGCCCGGAACUGUCUGCUGAGCUGCACUGGGCCCAGUCGAGUGGCCAAGAUUGGGGAUUUUGGAAUGGCAAGAGAUAUCUACCGGGCCAGUUAUUACCGAAAGGAGGGCCGGGCCUUGCUCCCAGUUAAAUGGAUGCCCCCAGAAGCUCUCCUGGAAGGCAUCUUCACAUCCAAGACAGACUCUUGGUCUUUUGGGGUGCUGCUGUGGGAGAUCUUCUCACUGGGCUAUAUGCCUUACCCUGGGUGUGGCAACCAGGAGGUUCUGGACUUUGUCAUCACAGGGAGCCGAAUGGGCCCUCCUAGGGGCUGUCCUGGGCCUGUAUACCGCAUCAUGACCCAAUGUUGGCAGCACCAGCCUGAGCUCCGCCCCAACUUUGCCAGCAUCUUGGAACAUCUUCAAUACUGCACUCAGGACCCUGAUGUGCUGAGUUCACCCCUGCCCAUGGAACUAGGGCCCAUCCUGGAGGAAGAAGGGUCUUUGAGACUGGGGAAUGAGUACUUGGAGAACCUAACAGCCCCACAGCCCCAGGACUUCAGUUCAGAGAAUUUGAAAAGCUGGGAAGGAAGCUCUCUUGGUCCCUGGCUGACUCCUGGCCUCAAGGCCCUCAAAUCCAAAGGCCUCCAACCACAAAACCUUUGGAACCCAACCUAUGGCUCCUGAGCCCCAAGAGGCUAUGGAGGUGAAGACUCAGGCAUUGACCUUAGCAAUGACUCCUUCCAUUCCUUCUCAGGCACUUCGGUGGUUUGUUAUUCAAUAGACUUAGCCCCCUGCAGUCCAUUGCAUGCUCAGACCUGUCUCUGGCCUGUCUUGGAAGUAUUGGCCUUUCCACAGUGGAAACCAGCUCAGUCCUCCUUGGGAGGGGACCUGGUCACUCGCAUUCUUUGGGUCCAGAGGCCACCACCCCCCCGCCCCACACCAGGAGUUGGUGAAAAGUCUUGGAUUGCCCUCUCCCCUUGAGGAAGAGAUCUGGGGCCAUACCCACCCUGAAGAUGUUCUAAUAAAAUGCUCUUCUCAUCUUCUUGUUAAUGGA